AACUAAAAAAAAUAGGGUUUUAGAAGAAAAAACCAAAAACAAAGAAGAUAGAGAGGGAAAAAGAGUAGAACAAGAGCUUAGAGAGAACAAACGUAUCAAAAUAGUGUUUGAUUUCAAUUUCAAUUUCAAUGUGUUUGUGAAAUGAAUGUAAUGGCACCUGUGCUUCUUCGUCGUCUUCCUCUACUUCGCUUCAUGGCCUCUCGCAAUUUCUUCACACCCUCUUCCUUCCGUCUUCAUUCUUAUCCUCAUUCUUCUUCAUCUCUUCCUCUUUCUACUCUCUCUAAACCCAGGAAGAGAAUUUCUCUUAGAAAGUUUGCAGUUCCUAGUUUGGUGUCAAAUGCAGUCACUUCAAGGGCGUAUAUGUCUUCUUUAUCUGAGGCUGAAGAUAUUCAGAAAAAUGAAGGUUCCAAAGCUUAUGGUUCUGAUCAAAUUCAGGUACUUGAAGGCUUGGACCCUGUAAGAAAAAGGCCUGGGAUGUAUAUUGGAAGCACCGGCACGCGUGGGUUGCACCAUUUGGUCUAUGAAAUUUUGGAUAAUGCUGUUGAUGAAGCUCAAGCUGGGUUUGCUUCAAAGAUUGCCGUUGUUUUACAUGAAGACGAUGCAGUGAGCAUCACCGACAAUGGUCGUGGGAUUCCUACGGACAUGCAUCCAACUACAAAGAAAUCUGCCUUAGAGACAGUGUUGACGAUCUUGCAUGCUGGUGGAAAAUUUGGUGGCGUCAAUAGUGGCUACUCUGUUUCCGGAGGUUUACAUGGUGUUGGCUUAUCUGUUGUUAAUGCCUUGUCUGAGGUAUUAGAGGUAACCGUUUGGCGUGAAGGGUUGGAAUACACACAAACAUAUUCUCGCGGGAAGCCGGUGACAACUUUGAAUUGUGUCAUGCUUCCUUUUGAAAGUAAAGACCGUCAAGGAACGCGUAUCAAAUUUUGGCCUGACAAAGAAGUAUUCACCACUGCUAUUCAGUUUGAAUAUAACACAAUAGCUGGACGCAUUAGGGAGUUGGCUUUCCUUAACCCAAAGCUUACGAUUGUGCUUCGGAAAGAAGACAGUGAUCCAGAAAAGGUCCAAUAUAAUGAGUAUUUCUAUGCCGGUGGAUUGGCUGAAUAUGUGAAAUGGCUUAACACAGAUAAGAAAGCUGUUCAUGAUGUUCUGAGUUUCAGAAAAGAAAUAGACGGAGUCGCAGUUGAUGUAGCUUUGCAAUGGUGUGAAGAUGCAUAUUCCGAUACAAUACUAGGAUAUGCUAAUAGUAUACGGACUGUCGAUGGCGGCACCCAUAUUGAUGGCAUGAAGGCUUCUUUAACAAGAACACUAAACAGUCUCGGAAAGAAAUCAAAAGUUAUCAAGGAAAAGGAUAUUACUUUAAGUGGAGAGCAUGUGAGAGAAGGCUUAACCUGUGUUGUCUCAGUCAAGGUCCCAAAUCCGGAGUUUGAAGGACAAACAAAAACAAGGUUGGGAAAUCCAGAGGUUCGGAAAGUGGUUGACCAAUCUAUUCAAGAGUAUCUUACCGAGUAUUUGGAACUGCAUCCAGAUGUUCUGGAUGCAGUGCUCUCUAAAUCUCUUAAUGCUUUCAAGGCAGCUUUGGCUGCAAAAAGAGCAAGGGAGUUGGUGAGACAGAAGAGUGUAUUGAGAUCUUCAUCUCUUCCGGGGAAACUUGCUGAUUGUUCAUCAUCAAAUCCUGAAGACUGUGAAAUUUUUAUAGUUGAAGGUGAUUCUGCUGGGGGAAGUGCUAAGCAAGGUCGUGACAGGCGCUUUCAGGCCAUUCUCCCAUUGAGGGGUAAGAUUCUGAAUAUUGAAAGGAGGGAUGAAGCAGCAAUGUACAAAAAUGAAGAGAUCCAAAAUUUAAUCCUUGGUCUCGGUCUCGGAGUGAAGGGAGAGGAUUUUAAAAAGGACGCACUUCGAUAUCAUAAGAUUAUUAUUUUAACUGAUGCUGAUGUAGAUGGUGCUCACAUCCGUACUCUGCUACUGACAUUUUUCUAUAGAUAUCAGAGAGCUUUGUUUGAUGAAGGUUACAUAUAUGUUGGUGUUCCGCCACUUUACAAGGUUGUAAGGGGAAAACAAGUGCACUAUUGUUAUGAUGAAGCCGAUCUUAAAAAACUUAAGAGUUCAUUCCCUCCUAAUGCAUCAUACAACAUGCAAAGGUUCAAAGGGCUGGGAGAGAUGAUGCCCUUGCAACUAUGGGAGACAACCAUGGAUCCAGAACAGAGGUUGUUGAAGAAGUUGACGGUUGAGGAUGCAGCUGAAGCAAAUAUUGUUUUUUCAUCCCUUAUGGGUGCUCGGGUGGAUGUUCGGAAGGAGCUGAUACGAAAUGCCGCAAACAUGAUUGAUAUUGAUCAGCUAGAUAUUUGAUGAUGAUGCGACACGGUAUGGAAGAAAUGAGAUUUUUUUCCUUCUUAUUAACAACCAUACACUACAUCAUAGUCAAGCACAGAUUACUCGAUAUGUUUGUGGAAGACGGAAUGUCUUUCUUAAUCGAAGCUUGGCGCUCCUGUUAUUUUCUUCGGUGACAUUUUUGUGAUUCAUAGUGGAGUGGUCUUUUGCACUUGGUGGGAAAGUUUUUGGAGGCUUGGUUGAAAUCUAAUUUGACAAAAAGUGUACAUUUUUCUGAUUCAACAUUGUGUGAAGCUGUGUAAUCUUAUUAAUACCCUUCAAAAGUUACCAGCUUCUGAACUGUGUUUGAUUGUGCCAUUUUAGAAGGGUAAGUUAUAGUGUAAUCAAUCAAAAUAACUUUAAUAACUUGAACUGUUCUUGAGAUAGUUGUCUUUUAUUUAUUAUUAUUUUUCAAUGUAGUGUGUUAAUAGACAAUGCACUCAUAGUUAUUAUUCAACAAUGCACUCAUUGUCUA
This is a messenger RNA of Lathyrus oleraceus (garden pea), 2839 nucleotides long. Its product is annotated as DNA gyrase subunit B, chloroplastic/mitochondrial. Lineage: Eukaryota; Viridiplantae; Streptophyta; Magnoliopsida; Fabales; Fabaceae. The transcript is spliced from 21 exons. Bases 142 to 2343 code for a protein of 733 amino acids. Gene Ontology annotation, biological process: DNA topological change. Gene Ontology annotation, cellular component: chromosome. The record is from RefSeq and is a predicted model, not a curated record. Gene Ontology annotation, molecular function: ATP binding; DNA topoisomerase type II (double strand cut, ATP-hydrolyzing) activity; DNA binding.